UAUAAAUGGGUAAUAAAAAAAAGAUGCAUAAACGACGCAAAAGCUGCUUGUUGUCGUUUUCCGAGGCAGAGGUCGUUGUCAGGUACCGUUUCGUUCCUGAAAUGUGUUUCGUGUAAGUGAUUGCAGCACAUGGACGGAGAGGCUCUCCGGCAGCAGAGGAGGGAACCUCGAGGUUCAGGGGAUCUCCUCGCCAACGUCACGCGGCGAGUCUCGGACCAGAAAAACGCCGAAAGACGAGCAAACGGGCGACGUUUUACAGCAGUGGGAGGAGCCGAGAGAGCUCGCGAGUCCUCAGCCGCUCGGUGGGAGGAGCCGAGCGCUGGUGCUGAGCUGAUAACGCACUGAGCGGAGGGAUGAACAUUUGCGGCGCUUUUGGAUAACCGAAGGAAAAGAAAACAUUUCAUGUGAGAAGAAAACAAGGAUGACCUUGAUCAGGGAACUCUGUUGUGGACAGUUUUCGUACUUUCUCACAAUGGCCUCUUUGCCGAUGUUCAGCGUCAGACCGUAAGCAACUAACAGAGACACACAAACAAAAGGGGCCCGAUCCGCUCAUGCUGUUUUGGCUGGACUGUCCAGCUCUGUACAAUGAAGAGACCGAAGCAGCAGUCACAGUCCCUCAGUUUUCUCAGCUUCUUCAGCCGAAAGCCCAAAUCCGACCCCAGGAUUGAGAAGCCCACCGGGACUUUGAACAAGGAGGAAGUGGCCAUCACUCUCACGCCCAAUGAGCAUGAGCAUGUGGAACAAGAGCGGGCUCACGGUGAUGUUGGAUUAGAGGGCGGCAAGGAUGCAGGAGAUCCUGGGAAAGGUGACGGAGGUGGAGUGGGAGAAGAUGAGGGAGGAGCGGAGUGUGGGAGCAGUGGCUCAAUGGGAGUACUGUCCUUGUCCUCCUCCAGUCAGGAGCAGCUGCUGGAGCACCUGGUCGAGUGCCCGCUCUGCCUCCUGAGUCAACCGCGCGGACACUUCCCUCGCCUGUCCUCCUGCCAGCAUCGUGCCUGCACCGACUGUUUGCGCCAAUACCUACGCAUCGAGAUCUCAGAGAGCCGCGUGGGCAUCGCCUGCCCGCAGUGCCCCGAAGCUCUGGCUCUUCCCGAUGUCCGUGCCAUCCUGGAUGACGGCGCACUGCUGGAGCGCUUCGAAGAGUUUCAGCUGCGCCGCUUUUUGGCUGCUGACCCAGACACGCGCUGGUGCCCGGCGCCAGAUUGCAGCUACGCAGUGAUAGCUUACGGCUGUGCCGAAUGCCCCAAACUGAGCUGUGGUCGGGAAGGCUGUGAAACCGAGUUCUGCUACCACUGCCGGCAGCUGUGGCACCCGGACCAGACAUGUGACCAAGCCAGGCGUCAGCGCGCUCGCCACACGUCAGGAGCCAAUGAUGUUUCCACGCUCUACGUCUUCAACGAGGAGCCUGGUGAUGCAGAGGAGAUCAAGCCCUGUCCACGUUGCGGUGCCUACAUCAUGAAGACUAAUGAUGGCAGCUGCAACAGAAUGAACUGUACAGUGUGCGCUUGUCAGUUCUGUUGGCUGUGCAUGCAGGAGAUCACUGAUGUGCACUACCUCAGUCCCUCAGGCUGCACGUUCUGGGGAAAAAAGCCAUGGUCGCAGACCCGCAAGGUUUUGUGGCAGGUUGGCAUGCUGCUCGGGGCUCCGGUGGUGAUCUCACUUAUAGCGGGCAUUGCGAUACCAGUCAUCAUUGUGGGCAUCCCGAUUUAUAUGGGCCGCAAGGUUCAUGGUCGCUGUAAGAAAAACAAUAUCUCAGGAAGUAAACAUUAUCUGACAGUGGCCAGUGGGGUCAUGAUGUCUGUUUUUGUGUCUCCAGUCAUAGCAGCCAUUACUGUGGGGGUUGGGGUGCCUCUUAUGUUGACGUACGUCUACGGGGUCGUGCCCAUGUCGUUGUGUCGUAAUGGCUGGUGCAGGCCACAAACUGAACCUCCUGAUGUGCGCAACAUACAGCUGGAAGAUCUGGCCAACUAUCUUCUAUUUUCUCAUGUAGUCAGUGAUCACUGGACCGGCCAGCCCAACUCAGCUCUAUCCGACGGAAGUGUACAGGAAGUGAGCGUGAAUGUGGAGGAAGUGAUGCCGCUUCCCAGCACCAGUGUGGUCCAAUCUGGAGCAAAGGGCUCAGCUGAACCUCCUAAUGACGGACAGGUCGACCACACUGAGCAGGUCGUUCGGUCAGACGAUGUGGAUGUAGUUGAGGAGUGUGCCUUCAGCAGCACGCAAACAUUUGCCCUGAGCAGGGAAGGCACUAAUAUUGAGGUCCGUGUGGAGAUCGAGGCCCAGCCACGGGACGGCCGGAAGCCGAGUCUCAGCAGCGUUCUGUCCAGCAAGAGCCUGUCGGCAGAAUCGCUCAGCCAGUCCCGUGAACCUCUGUGUGCCUCUCAACAGACAGGGAGCGCCGACCCCGUGCCAGUUCCCGAGAUAGACAGCGUCUGAGCAAAUCCUGGCGAACCACUGCUUCCACAGCCCACCUACACUCCCGGCGGGUGCUUCCAGCCUCUGCCUGCAAACACAGAGAGCGUGAAAGAAAAAAGAGAGGGAGGGAUGAGGAUGAGAGGCCAGGGCUGCUGCCAAAAUGCCACGGAGGGGAUUAAAGACGAUCGUAUAAACUCAGAUGACCAAGCGCAUGUUUGUCAACGAGUUUGAGGAGUGCUAAUCAAUUUUAUACUGUGUUCUAUAGGAAACAUUGCCUAUUUGGAUGCUGGUCUGUUUAAUUUAUUCAAUUAGCUUUUCUUUUAGCUGUACCCUUUUAUCUGAUGACCGUAUGGUUCGUGUCCCCGGGCUUAUUCGUCGGUAAAAAAGGAAAAAGCAUUAAACUACGGAUUAAUAGCAUGGUUAAUUCUGCCACAGUUGCUAGCCUGACAUGUCGUGCGACUAGCAACGUGGUGAAAUGCGGUACUUGUACUGCAGGCUAAUGCUAACUUGGCUUAUGGGCUUUUCCCUCGUGGUAUUCAUUCAUUUGAAUUAUGCAAUAUUAUUUUACAUAACGGUCGCAUUUUCAAGUAAAAUCUGUGGGAUUUUGGUCUAGAAUUAGUCUUCAGCAUUAUGCUGCUUUUAAUGUGUGACCCUGGACCACAUAACCAUUUGUAGGGAUAGUCAACAACACAGCUUAUGGGUGGAAAUUAUAGAUUUUUCUUUAAUGCUAAAAAUCAUUAGGAUAUUAAGUGAAGAUCGUGUUCCAUGAAGACAAGAUUUGUACAUUUCCUACCAUGAAUAUAUCAAAACGUAGUUUUUGAUUAGUGAUAUGCAUUGCAAAAAAAACUUUAAAGGACAUUUUCUCAAUGUUUAGGUAUUUUUGCACCAGAUUCCAGAUCUCAGACAAAUAUCGUCCUAUCCUAACAAACCAUACAUCAAUGGAAAGCUUAUUAAAUUCACCUUUCUCAAUUUCAACAAAUCAACCCUUUUGACUUGUCUUGUGGUCCAGGGUCACAUUAUGUCCUGAUUAUGAUCAUCUGUUUCCCUCUGUUCACUUGUAGAUUUUCAUUUCUUCGGUAAAGGUUUUGUUUUGAGUACAUAAGAGGUUAAAAGCCCAUUAACUAAAGAGAGCACCUUAUUUCAAACAUCUACACUGACUUCCGCUUACUAAGUAAUGCCUUGUAUUGCUACCACAGAGCCAACAGUUUAGUAUAGACUACUGGUAUUUUUGACAUUUAGUAUCAAUGGAGGAACUCAGAAUGCUAGAUCAGGCCUCUAAUACGAACUUUUACCCCCUGUUAUUAUUUUAAAAAAUGAGCAUCAGACAGCCCUGUAUAAAAGUGCAAAAGACCUCCAGGAGUUUCCAAAGCUGAAACUUCAUAGCUGCACUGCAGAUUGGAAACAAUGAAUGGAACAGUAUGUCAAUAAAAAAGAUUUGUAUUGAAUGGAGA
Molecule: messenger RNA, 3860 nt
Organism: Puntigrus tetrazona (Sumatra barb)
Lineage: Eukaryota; Metazoa; Chordata; Actinopteri; Cypriniformes; Cyprinidae
Product: E3 ubiquitin-protein ligase RNF19B
Exons: 10
Coding region: 586-2430 (614 amino acids)
Biological process (GO): positive regulation of proteasomal ubiquitin-dependent protein catabolic process; ubiquitin-dependent protein catabolic process; protein polyubiquitination
Cellular component (GO): cytoplasm; ubiquitin ligase complex
Molecular function (GO): ubiquitin protein ligase activity; zinc ion binding; ubiquitin conjugating enzyme binding
Source: RefSeq, a predicted model, not a curated record